AUGAUUGCGAACUUUCAUAAUCCGAGGCGCCUUCGGACGCCCUUCAUCGCCAUUAUCGUUUUCAUUCUGAUCACGGGGUUCUUUUUACUCUUCCACCAACCCUUGGUCCAAUACUUUGUAAUACCUUGGACAGCAGAACAGUAUGGCGGCAGCUGGAUGAACGACUCUUCGCCCAACUGGGUCCAACCAGCCCUCUAUGAAGGUCGUCCAGACAAGUUUGGCGAAGCAAGUCAGUAUGUCCAGGCGAUUCUGGACCCCAAGAAUGGCGGCUUUCCUAUCGUGAACUGCCCUGCGCCAAACGUCACUCGCUACCAAGUCCUUCGGCCAACUAUGAAUAUGGACAAGAGACACUAUUUUUUCGCGAUCGACUUGCGCCAAGUCAGAGACCUGCUGCCUCAGUUGAUAGGAGCUGUUCUGGAAGCAAUGAAUAUCAUUGGGCCUGAGAACUGUGCCCUCUCCAUAGUUGAGGGCAUUUCGACCGACGGCACAUACGAGACACUGUACCGCCUGAAAUCUCACCUCGACCAGAUGGGAGUUUCUUAUCACCUACAGACGAGCAGCAUCGACUCCCACAGCGGAGACCGCAUCGGAAAGCUCGCGAAGCUGAGAAAUCUAGCACUGGAGCCCAUGAUGGCAGAGGCCGAUGCCUACGACCCGAAGGCGACAAUCAUAUUUCUCAACGACGUUGCUGCAUGCACCGAGGACAUCCUAGAGCUGGCAUACCAGAAGCAGAUACAAGGAGCUGAUAUGACCUGCGCGAUGGAUUACCACUUCCUCCGAUUCGCGCCGCAUAAUGGAGAACCAUCCUUUUACGACUCGUGGAUUUCACGAGCCAUCAAUGGCGACACCUUUUUGCCGAUACCUGACAGAACACCAAAGGGAGAACAGUGGAGUGACGUGGUCAACAUGUUUUGGAAUCACCCUUACUCCCAGGAUCGCUACCUGAGUCGUAAGCCGUUGCAGGUAUUCGCGUGCUGGAACGGAGGCAUCGCGGUGACUGGCGAGCCGUUCCUGAACAAGAAGCUCGACUUCCGGAGGUCAUACCAAGGCGAAUGCCACACUGGCGAGCCGACACUGCUAUGCAAGGAUUUGUGGAAGCUAGGCCAUGGCAAGAUUGCGGUCAUACCGAGCGUCAGCUUGGCAUACAAUGUCAAGGAUGGAAGACAAAUCAAAGAAGAGAGGGGUUUUGCAUCGGCUUGGACUGUCGCAGAGAAUAACGGGGAGCCGCCGAAGAUUAAUUGGCAAGAGGAGCCGCCGGCAAUGGUCAAGUGUAUGCCGACAUUUAGAAACCAAUUCUGGCGGCCAUGGAAUGAGGGGCUGUGA
This is a messenger RNA of Colletotrichum orchidophilum, 1323 nucleotides long. Its product is annotated as alpha-1,3-mannosyltransferase CMT1. The record is from RefSeq and is a predicted model, not a curated record. The transcript is spliced from 2 exons. Bases 1 to 1323 code for a protein of 440 amino acids. Lineage: Eukaryota; Fungi; Ascomycota; Sordariomycetes; Glomerellales; Glomerellaceae.